CCCGGUUUCGGGAUCGGCCCCGGGCGCGGGAUGGCGGGGCCGGGGCUGGAGCGGUACCGGCUGGCGCUGCUGGCGGCGCGGGAGGACGUGGGGAACCCCCGCGUUGCCACCGACUGGGCCGUCUUCGGCUAUGAGAAGCACCACGACCUCAAGCUCCUGGAUUCCGGAGCUGGGGGGCCGGAUGAGCUCGCUGGAAAAUUCUCCGCCAGCAGCGUCAUGUACGGGCUGUGCCGGGUCCCCGACCCCGGCUCCGGCACCCCCCGGAUCGUCCUCAUCAGCUGGGUGGGGGAGAAGGUGCCGGAAUCGCAUCGAGCGGAGCGUGCUGGGCACCUGCCGGCCAUCCGGAGCUUCUUCAGGGAGGCCACGGCCCUGGUCAGCGCCCGCCGCCCCGAGGACGUGACGCUGGAGGGGCUGCGCCGGGCACUGGCACAGCUGGAGCCCCCCGCCCCCCGCGCCCCCAGGAGAGGAACCCUCCCGGACAUCCCGGAGCUGGUGGGAACCAACUACCGCAAGACCAACCCGGCGCUGGAGAUCCAGCGCACCCAGCGCCAUUCCUUCUGGGAACAGGCCGAGCGGGAGGAGCAGCAGCGGAAGGAGGAGGAGCGGCGGCGGGAGCGGGAGCAGCGGCGGCGCUGGGAGAGAGAGCGCUUGGAGGAGGAGCGGCGCGGGGCCGCGGAGCGGGAGCGGUGGCUGCAGGAGCGGGAGCGGCUCAUCGAGGAGCGGCGGCAGGAGCAGGCGCGGCUGGACGCGGAGGAGCGGAAGAAGGAGCAGGAGCGAUGGGAGCAGCAGCAGCGGGAGCACGAGGCGGCCGAGCGGGAGCGCAGGGCGAGCAGAGGGGGCAGCGGCACGGCGGCCGAAGCCGCCAUCCUCGUCUCACAGCGCACCCAGAACCCCCGGGAAUUCUUCCGGCAGCGGGAGCGCUCGGGGUCCACGUCUGGCCCCGCCCUGCCCGGUGGCCCCCCCGGUGCCCGCCGGCCCUUCCUGCGGUACCAGCGCAGCCUGACGGAAUCCGCCUUCAUCUUCCGCCGGCCGGAGCCCCCCUCGACCCCCCCGCCCGGCAUCUCCCGCGGGGCACCGCCCCCCAGCCCGGGCCGACCCCCACCGCCCCUGCCCCCCAGCCCCGCGGGAAUAGGGACCUCCCAGUAGUCGCCCCAUGCCAUCAGUCCUGUGGGGACAGGGACCCCCCAAUGUGCCAUCACCGGGACCCCUCCCAGCCCUGCGGGGACAGGGACUCCUCCCUCUGUCACCCCAAGGAGCCCUCCCAGCUCUGUGGUGAUGGAGACCCCCAAAUGUGCCACCACUGGGACCCCUCCCAGCCCCAUGGGAACAGGGACUCCUCACUCCAUCACCCUGGGGACCCCCCAUUCUGUCACCACCAGGCCAAGAUCCCCACCCGUCAUGUCUGGGCCCCCCUUCAGCCCCCCCAGGAUGGAGAGGUGA
Empidonax traillii (willow flycatcher) is the source of this 1440-nucleotide messenger RNA. RefSeq names its product drebrin-like. Gene Ontology annotation, molecular function: actin filament binding. Gene Ontology annotation, biological process: positive regulation of dendritic spine morphogenesis; regulation of actin filament polymerization; neuron projection morphogenesis. The record is from RefSeq and is a predicted model, not a curated record. Gene Ontology annotation, cellular component: postsynaptic density; lamellipodium; cortical actin cytoskeleton. NCBI's taxonomy places the organism in Eukaryota, Metazoa, Chordata, Aves, Passeriformes, Tyrannidae. The transcript is spliced from 13 exons.